UCGCCAUGGCCGCUGUGCUCUCCCCGCGCCCCUGAGCCCAGCGGCGCGGCCCCUGUCCCGGACUCUCCCCCUCCGAGGUCCCAGACCCGAGCCCUCGCCGGAGGACUAGGAGGAGGGAGCGAGGGAGGGGCCCGGCCGGGCGCGCCGCGCUCCACUCCGCUCGGCAGACAGGCAGACAGACAGACGGACCAGCUCCUUCGGCUGCCAGACCCUUCUCCCAAGCUGAUUCCUUCCUGGGGCCAGCCUGAAGUUUGGAGCAGGACGUUCUGGGGAAGUCUGGGAAUAGAAACUGUUGGAGGAUCAGAAGACAUGGCUUCCCCAACAGCACCAGCAUUAUCUGCACUCAUCUAGGUGAGGAUACCUCGCUCGACACUCUGCCCAGCAGCCAGCCGUGGCGGGGGGCCAUUCAGGAAGCUGCCCUGAGCUUUCCAAGUUUCAUUCCAGCUUGUCCUAGCCACCGCCGACCCGAGCAGCACCCCCCCUCCCUUCCCCACCUUGCCCCUGGUUUGGGCGGUGGCUCCAGAAGGCCAAGAUCACCCUGUUGGGCACUGCCCUCUUCAGCUGCAGGACAGGAAGAGGGGGUGGGUUGAUCACCCACAACCCCUCCCAACUCCAGGCCCCAAUGAGCUGAGAAGGGGCAGCCAGAAGCCCCUCAAACCCUCCCAGCUGGACUCUCUGCCUAUAUCUCUGACUCUCAUCGGGGCAUGGCCAGCAAUAGCAGCUCAUGCCCAACGCCUGGGGGUGGGCACCUUAACGGGUACCCGGUGCCUCACUAUGCCUUCUUCUUCCCUCCCAUGCUGGGCGGACUUUCUCCACCUGGCACCCUGACAAGUAUCCAGCACCAGCUUCCUGUCAGUGGGUACAGCACUCCGUCACCAGCCACCAUUGAAACUCAGAGCAGCAGCUCGGAGGAGAUUGUGCCCAGCCCCCCCUCACCACCUCCUCUCCCCCGAAUCUACAAGCCGUGUUUUGUCUGCCAGGACAAGUCUUCGGGGUACCACUAUGGGGUCAGUGCCUGUGAAGGCUGUAAGGGCUUCUUUCGUCGAAGCAUCCAGAAAAACAUGGUGUAUACGUGUCACCGGGACAAGAACUGUAUCAUCAACAAGGUGACGAGAAAUCGCUGUCAGUACUGCCGGCUGCAGAAAUGCUUUGAAGUGGGCAUGUCCAAGGAGUCCGUGAGAAAUGAUCGGAAUAAGAAAAAGAAAGAGACACCCAAAGCAGAGUGUUCUGAGAGCUAUACGCUGACCCCUGAGGUGGAGGAAUUGAUCGAGAAGGUCCGAAAAGCCCAUCAGGAAACCUUUCCUGCCCUCUGUCAGCUCGGGAAAUACACUACGAACAACAGCUCAGAGCAGCGGGUCUCCCUGGAUAUUGACCUCUGGGACAAGUUCAGUGAACUGUCCACCAAAUGCAUCAUCAAGACUGUGGAGUUUGCCAAGCAGCUUCCCGGCUUCACCACUCUGACCAUUGCUGACCAGAUCACCCUUCUCAAGGCUGCCUGUCUGGACAUCCUGAUUCUUCGGAUCUGCACGAGGUACACACCAGAACAGGACACAAUGACCUUCUCAGAUGGGCUGACCCUCAACCGGACGCAGAUGCACAAUGCAGGUUUUGGGCCCCUCACCGACCUGGUCUUUGCCUUCGCCAACCAGCUGCUGCCACUGGAGAUGGAUGAUGCUGAGACCGGGCUCCUCAGUGCCAUCUGCCUCAUCUGUGGAGACCGGCAGGACUUGGAACAGCCAGACAAAGUGGACACGCUGCAGGAGCCGCUACUGGAGGCCCUCAAGGUCUAUGUGAGGAAACGGCGGCCCAGUCGGCCUCACAUGUUCCCCAAAAUGCUGAUGAAGAUCACGGACCUUCGAAGCAUUAGCGCCAAGGGAGCCGAGCGAGUGAUCACGCUGAAGAUGGAGAUCCCGGGCUCUAUGCCACCCCUCAUCCAGGAGAUGCUGGAGAAUUCAGAGGGACUGGACACUCUGAGUGGACAGCAGGGGGGAGGGGGGAGGGAAGGGGGUGGGAGCAGCCUGGCCCCGCCACCGGGCAGCUGCAGCCCCAGCCUCUCCCCCAGCUCCAACAGAAGCAGCCCAGCCACCCAUUCUCCCUGACCUAACCCCAGCUCUCCCCCCUGCGGAAACACGGACACAGCCCUCACCCCACAACCUGGCUUUCUCUGCCUUCAAAAAGAAACCACCAAGAAACACGUCUCCCCUCUCCCGUCACCCUCCCCUCCCAGGACUGAAGGAGGUCUCUGAACCUCUUGGGGGCCUGGAGUCUGCGUGGGAGGAUGGAAGAGGUGGGAAGGAUGGAGCCAAGUCUCCGCCCCCUCCGUCCCUGUGAUGGACCUAACUUCAGCCUGAAGUGGAUAUCAUCCAUUGUCCUGGACGGACCUCCAAGACACGGUGGGGGUUGGGCCGUGGGACCAAGGGCCAAAGGGUGCCCUCUUCCCAAAUCCCAGGCCUGGGCCCUAGCAGUGAGACCCUGCCUGGUGGAGAGAACGCCAUGCUCAUGGAGGCGCCUCUUUGCUCACCACCCCCCUACUUUCCACUCCACCCUCCACCCCCCAGCUUCAUGUUCAUCACCAGCAAACUCCGGGGGCUUCCGGCCCCACCAUUUUCAAAACUAGCAAGCCAUCCGCCCCCUCCCCAGGCUGGGGGAAGUCUGGGGGCUCAGGUGGGGGGGGCAGAGUCCCCAUGCUGUGGAAUCCCCUCAGGUUGGUGAUGGGGGGCAGGGCUUCUCCCCUGUACAUACCCCACUGAGUCCCGCCCUGCCUCCCCUUCCCUUUCCUCCCAGAUAUUACCACCUCCCCCGCUGGUUUUGUUUUUAUUUUAAUUUUUUUGUUUUGAUUUUUUUUUUAAAUAAGAAGUUUCAUUUUAAGCACAUUUGUACUGAAGGAAUCUGUGCUGUGCAUUGGGGGGAGGGGUGCUGCCCUGGGGGCAGCUGGGCUCAGAGCCUGGGGAGGGGGAGGGGAGAUUAAUGGGAGAGGGGAAAAAAACCCUAACCUCAAGGCAACUCCCCCCUUCUUAUUUCCUAUGCCCACCCCUUCCUCUCCCCCACAAGCCCAUUUCGCCUCAGUUUUCUCUCUCAAACUGUGAAAUACCGCUCUAAAGCCAGACCCUCUCUCUAUACCGCCAACACUUCCCCAUCUGGGGAAGAGGGGUCCAGGCCCCCACCCCACUUCUCUCUACUCCUAACCACUGGGUGUGGGCUUUCCUAGAGAGCAGGGGAGAAAGGAGGUUCUGGGGAAGGGGCUUAUUGUUCCUCCUCUCCCCCCUUAACUCCUGUUGUGUGGUGCUCCCCUCUUUCCUCCCCCGCCAAGGGUUGGAGGGUCCUGGUCUGAGAGAUUGGGGGGAAAUCAAGAGGAGCUGGGCAAGAUGCACACCCCACCCCCUCACAAGGCGGCUGAGAGCUGAUGCCUCCUUCCCCCCUCCCCCACCAUGUCCCAUCUGGCCUCUCCUCUCCUUGGGGACCCUGCCCUGUACCCACUGUGAGUUGGACAGCGACAGGGGCCGGGGAGGAGAGCCAGAGGCUUAGAGACACUGGCCUCUGCUGCUCCCACCCCAGCCUCACAGCCACCAGCAACCCUAUUUUUCCCCACCGUGGUCUGGGGCAGUGGCCACCUUACACCCGCCCCCGCCCCCCCCCUCCACCCCCUUCCACACACUGCAGACGACACAGAUACCUGAGUUCCUGAGUCAACAUCUCUUACAACCCGGCCUCCUCUGCUCACCUCCUUGCAUCUCCCCCUUCCCUUUAUUCUUGUCCCCCCCCUGCAGGGCAGGCAUCUGCUGGGGGGUUCUUCCCUCUCCCUCCCAGGGUUGGGAGAGCUGGCCCUGCCAGCCUCUCCAUAGGGGC
Messenger RNA from Dromiciops gliroides (monito del monte), 3846 nucleotides. RefSeq names its product retinoic acid receptor alpha (gene RARA). Bases 705 to 2099 code for a protein of 464 amino acids. The record is from RefSeq and is a predicted model, not a curated record. Gene Ontology annotation, cellular component: nucleus; transcription regulator complex. The transcript has 10 exons. Gene Ontology annotation, biological process: cellular response to corticotropin-releasing hormone stimulus; regulation of transcription by RNA polymerase II; retinoic acid receptor signaling pathway. Gene Ontology annotation, molecular function: zinc ion binding; nuclear receptor activity; RNA polymerase II cis-regulatory region sequence-specific DNA binding. NCBI's taxonomy places the organism in Eukaryota, Metazoa, Chordata, Mammalia, Microbiotheria, Microbiotheriidae.